This is a messenger RNA of Mesocricetus auratus (golden hamster), 738 nucleotides long. RefSeq names its product keratin-associated protein 10-3-like. The record is from RefSeq and is a predicted model, not a curated record. The transcript has 3 exons. NCBI's taxonomy places the organism in Eukaryota, Metazoa, Chordata, Mammalia, Rodentia, Cricetidae. Gene Ontology annotation, cellular component: keratin filament. The coding region runs from base 1 to 738 and encodes 245 amino acids.
AUGGGCAUGAUGUACCCCAGAGAGAGCUUGCGGCAAGUCACGGCCACCUCCACCAUGUCUGUCUGCUCUGACGCUUGUACCAACUCCUCCUGGCAGGUGGACGACUGCCCAGAGAGCUGUUGUGAGCCCAGCUGCUGCCAGCCCAGCUGUUGUGUCCCCAGCUGCUGCCAACCCAGCUGCUGCCAGCCCAGCUGUUGUGUCCCCAGCUGCUGCCAACCCAGCUGCUGCCAGCCCAGCUGCUGUGCCCCAUCCCCCUGCCUGACCCUCAUCUGCACCCCAGUGAGCUGUGUGUCCAGCCCCUGCUGCCAAUCUUCCUGCACACCAUGCUGCCAGCAGUCUAGCUGCCAGCCCUCAUGCUGUCAGUCCUCCUGCUGUGUGCCUGUCUGCUGCAAGCCUGUCUGCUGCACACCCAUUUGCUGCAAGCCUGUCUGCUGCACACCCAUCUGCUCUGGAUCCUCAUGCUGCCAGCAGUCUAGCUGCCAGCCCUCAUGCUGCCAGCCAUCCUGCUGUGUGCCUGUGUGCUGCAAGCCUGUCUGCUGCAAGCCCUGCUCCAGCGUGUCCCUGCUCUGCCGCCCUGUGUGCAGACCCGCCUGCUGUGUGCCCACCUCCUCCUGCUGUGCCUCCUCCUGCCAGCCCAGCUGCUGCAAGCCCUGCUCCAGCGUGUCCCUGCUCUGCCGCCCUGCCUGCUCCAGCCAGGCCUGCUGUGGCCUCUCCUCAGCCCAGAAGUCCAGCUGCUGA